This is a messenger RNA of Schistocerca piceifrons (Central American locust), 1041 nucleotides long. RefSeq names its product heme transporter hrg1-B-like. Gene Ontology annotation, molecular function: heme transmembrane transporter activity; heme binding. The coding region runs from base 178 to 633 and encodes 151 amino acids. The transcript has 3 exons. Lineage: Eukaryota; Metazoa; Arthropoda; Insecta; Orthoptera; Acrididae. The record is from RefSeq and is a predicted model, not a curated record. Gene Ontology annotation, biological process: heme transport. Gene Ontology annotation, cellular component: plasma membrane; lysosomal membrane.
UUUGGAAAAGGACGCUUCCAGUAGAUACUUGUGAUUGUCAUGUGUGUGGGGGAAAUACCGUGUUGCGGUCGGUGUUUGCUACUGACAGUUGGAGGGAAGGGGUGAAUGUGUCAGUGGUGUGAAUUACUACUGGUGUUUGUAGACUGAAAUGAUAUUUUAAGUUACUUGUGAAGCAUAAUGGCCUUAUCCUUUAAAAAUAUCGCCUUGCUUUCGUUCUGUCUUCUGGCAACAGCAGCCUGUUUUGCGGCGUUUGUUGUGUUUCUAAUGAAUCCGUAUCGGAAUUAUGAAGCAUCUGUUUGGGGACUAUUUUCAGGUGUUUGUGCAGCCUUUGUUCUUCAUUUGGAUUACCUGCACGCAAGAGGAAGACUUUCGUUAUGGCAUUCAAUUGAGACAUUAAACAGGAUAUGUGAUUUUGGUUUUGUGGCCACAGUUUUGGGCGCAGCAGGCUUUGUGUGGUACAUUUUUCUCACGCUGUACUACAAAACAACUGUGUUUCCUGUUGGAAAGAGUACAAUAAUACCAGCUGUUUGGACUAUGAUGACUGUUAAGUGGGGAGCUGCUAUAAUGGUCAUUUGCACAAAAUACAGGAAAUACCUGAGAUCAUUGGAGUUGCUGCGUGAUGAUCCACAGUAGCAUGAUAAAAUUUAUUUAGCCAAUGCAUUUCAUUGCAUGUGUAUUGGACAUGGGAGCAGUGUGAUAUGUUUUAUCCCUAAACCACAACUUGAGGGUACUUCAUAUGUACAGGGAAGAGUAAUAUUGAUAUUAAUGAUGGAAAAGAUACUGUGAAAAGCUCUGAAGUAUUGAACUGUGAAUGUGUUUAAAAAUAUAUUUUUAUGAGAGGGAGGUAAGAAAAUAUGCCCUGUGAGUUCCAACUCUAAUCUUUGCAGUUUAAAGGAACAUUCAGUUGUGAUUUUUUUAUUUUUCUUUUUAUAGAUGUUUUUACAUGUUGUGAAAGUGUGUGUUUUCAAAAUUAUUCACUGACGCUUUGAUGUGUGCUUUUGAUAUCCUUACAGAAUUUUUUAAAUAAAUAUUUUAGUAGAA